AUGCCUGGCCAGCAGCAACGUCGCGGUGAAGCUAGUGGGCCACCUCUAUCGCAAGAGGUCUCUUCGAGCUCUCAACCGCAAGCUCAAGCACCAGUUCAAUUCAUUGAGACUCUCAAUCCCAACCUUCAGCCACCUCCAUCGUCUGCGCAAACUCCUCUGUUUCGCGUGCCUCAAUCUCCUCGUUCUCCCGCUGCGGGUGAAUCAUCUUCCAAAGUGGCUAAAAUUGCCAUUCCCCGACUGGAAAGGUCUAUUGACGCGGCCGGAGAAGAUGCUACAAAACCUGGAGGAAGACACCGGGUCAGCCAUGCCUGUGAGCCAUGUCGACAGAGAAAGACAAAAUGCAGCGGAGAGCGGCCUGUCUGUAGACACUGCCAGGACUUCAAGAUUACAUGUUUCUAUGCAGGUGGGAAGCGUGACCGGGUCAAGAAGCAAGGCUAUUAUAUCUUCUCUUAG
This is a messenger RNA of Rhinocladiella mackenziei CBS 650.93, 453 nucleotides long. RefSeq lists its product as uncharacterized. The coding region runs from base 1 to 453 and encodes 150 amino acids. Gene Ontology annotation, biological process: regulation of DNA-templated transcription. The record is from RefSeq and is a predicted model, not a curated record. Lineage: Eukaryota; Fungi; Ascomycota; Eurotiomycetes; Chaetothyriales; Herpotrichiellaceae. Gene Ontology annotation, molecular function: zinc ion binding; DNA-binding transcription factor activity, RNA polymerase II-specific. The transcript has a single exon.